CUCCGCUGCGCGCUGACGUCACUUCCUGCGCACCGCCCAGUUCCAAGAUGGCGGCGGGCAGCCGGUGGCUCCGGAGCUGCUGCUCCCUGCUCAGGCGAAGCUUCCCUGCUGUGGCCAGUGUCAGGAGGCGCUGCCUCUCGGGCGUGAGCGGCCGAUGGCACCACGUGGUGGGAGUGGGGCUGGGAGUGUCCUUGUGCGCUGUCCCCAUUGUGGAGCAGCAGAAUGUGGUUUCUCUCAGCAACGAUGCCUUGAUUAAAAGAGCAGUUUCCUUGGUCACAGACAGCACUUCUACACUCCUCUCCCAAACAACGUACGCGCUGAUUGAAGCAUUGACAGAGUACACAAAGGCAGUUUAUACACUGGUGUCUCUCUACAAGCAAUAUGCAAACCUUCUUGGGAAGAUGGAUUCAGAAGAGGUGGAUGCAGUUUGGCAGGUGGUGAUAGGAGCCAGAGUUGAUGUGAGAACAAAGCAGGAGGAAUACCUAAGGCUGCAAUCCAGCUGGAUGACAGCGUUACGUCUUUCAGAGAUGGCAGCAGAAGCUGCAUAUCAGUCAGGUGCAGACCAAGCCUCAGUGUCAGCCCGCAGCCACAUUCAGCUGGUGAAAUCACAGGUACAAGAAGUGCAACUGCUGUCCCAGAAAGCAGAGACCAAAUUAGCUGAAGCUCAAACAGAAGAGCUCAUCAAAGCUCAAGGAGAGGAUUCUUCAUUCCCAGAGGGUAUUUUAGGAAGCUCAGAGGCAGGUGAGGACCCUUACCUGCGGGAGGACUGAAAAGAAUUCAGAUGUCACCUUGGAACAUGUGAGAGUCAAUCACAGAUUGAAGGGUCCCAAACUUUUCAGUGUGGGAUAGUGGGAAACUGCUGAAAUAAGCCUGCGAUUCCAUUUUUCAGACAGGACUGCUUUACAGAUCAGGUCAGUUCCAAGUAUCUGAAAGGCCUCGAUCUUGUUUGUAGCUUACUGUGUUUGUAAUACUCAUGGAUUCAGUUAUUUAAAUGUUUAACUAUGCAAAUGUGAAGAUCGCUAUCAAGGAUAGCUGGUUGUUAAUAGUCUCUCUGCUGGGAGGGUCCUACCACUCAUGUGAUAUGUUUGUGACAGCUCUCUUAACUUAGAGGCUAACUGGGUAUCAGCCAAAGAUGUAUUUAAAAGUCACUAUUUUUAACUUGUGAAUGAUGUCCCUUAGGAGGCACCUUUAUUAAACUGUGCAAAAGCA
Pezoporus occidentalis (night parrot) is the source of this 1209-nucleotide messenger RNA. RefSeq names its product diablo IAP-binding mitochondrial protein (gene DIABLO). Gene Ontology annotation, cellular component: mitochondrion. The record is from RefSeq and is a predicted model, not a curated record. The transcript is spliced from 6 exons. Bases 48 to 770 code for a protein of 240 amino acids. Lineage: Eukaryota; Metazoa; Chordata; Aves; Psittaciformes; Psittacidae. Gene Ontology annotation, biological process: intrinsic apoptotic signaling pathway in response to oxidative stress; neuron apoptotic process.